AUGAGUUCAACCGCGUUCGCGGUGAUCUACCAAACCAUGUGGCCAGCGUCUUUGCGCGACACAAUGUACUGGCACAGGGCGCACCUGCUGCAAAUGUUCGAGAUCUACACGAUCGCAUUCGCUUGUAUUUUGAUGUUUGCAGAGAGCGGGCUGGACGCGCGCACUUUUGCGUGGUGCCUGCGGCCGCACCACCAAGGCUCCGACUUUGCAUCGUUACUCUGCCAGGCGAAGAAGGCUUUCUCUAUAUAUCGUCAGCCUCUCACGCUUGCUGGCUUUUCCGCCGCGUGCGGGCACUCAUCGUCGACGGCAAGUGGUGCAUUCAGACCA
This is a messenger RNA of Prorocentrum cordatum, 327 nucleotides long. The record is from the annotation of a GenBank genome assembly. NCBI's taxonomy places the organism in Eukaryota, Dinophyceae, Prorocentrales, Prorocentraceae.